GCGAUUGUUCCUGUUCUCUUUCUUAAGUCACAUCAAAUGCUGUCCGUGGACGGGUGGCUCAUUGUCAGGACAGCAGCAGGCCAGAGAGAUCGUUACAGGAGCUGGAAUACAGCCUAACACAGCUACUGCACUACCACUGGACAGAGAGGUUAAGCCUACACUGAGCUACACUGAGCUGGUAAAUGAUGGACACAGACAUUCUAGGUUUCAGACCAGACAGGAGGAGUCCUCAUAGGGAAGACCUGAGACCUGUCUCUCACCACAGUCUUUAUCUGAGCCCACCUCCACUCUACCUGAACCCGACCAAACUCUCCCUCUUCCCGACCAGAGAGGCCUACAGCCCCCUGACUCACCAUCGGCCCCUGGGCUCUGAGGGCAUGCAUUACACCCAGAGGGAAGGUUCCCAAAAACGCAAAAGGAGGCCACAAAAAAUGGAGGGUUCCGAAUCCCCUACAGGAGACAUGGAGGAGGUGGAGCGUCGAGGCAACACCAGGACUGUCGAUCUCUCCCACCUUCCGUUCUCCCUCCCUCCUCGCCCACGUCUCCCUCCCUCUCCCAUGCCCAUUCCAGGUAUGAUCGACCUGAGCCGGCUCCAGCUGCACCACAGGGCUAUGUCCAGAUAUGAGCCAACUAUGGGCCUCCCAUUGCAGGUGAAACAGGAACCACUUAGCCCCUCACCUUUGUGGCCUCCCUCUCCUCUCCUCCAUCACCACCCUCCUCCCCUAUUCUUCCCCCCUCUCCACACCAGCCUCCUCCCCUUCCCCUUCUUCAUGCCUGGGCCCAUCAUGCACCUCUCUCCUGGAGCCUUCUACCCCAGAGAGGCACUACGACCUAGUCGGCGCAGCCCAGAUGGAGGGCCCCGAGGUGGGAUGACCAGCGCUGAGAAGCUGGGUCUCAACAUCCGCAUUGACGACAGCUACCACGUAGAUGUAGGAGGAAACCAGAAGCGUUGGAAGUGCCGUACGUGUGAGAAGUCAUACACAUCCAAGUAUAACCUGGUGACACACAUCCUGGGCCACAGCGGUAUCAAGCCUCACAGCUGCCAUCUGUGUGGGAAUCGGUUCAAGCAGCUGAGCCACCUGCACACUCACCUGCUCACCCACCAGGGCACACGGCCACACAAGUGCCAGGUGUGCCACAAGGCCUUCACCCAGACCAGCCACCUGAAGAGACAUAUGAUGCAGCAUAGUGACGUGAAGCCGUACAGUUGUGGGGUGUGUGGGAGGGGUUUUGCCUACCCUAGUGAGCUGCGGGCCCAUGAGCUGAAGCAUGAGAAAGGCCAGGAGAACGUGUGUGUGGAGUGUGGUUUGGACUUCCCCACUCUGGCCCAGCUCAAGAGACACCUGACGGCCCACAGAGGACCCACCCUUUACAGGUGUAGUGAGUGCCAGAAGAGCUUCCAGUACCCCAGCCAGCUGCAGAACCACAUGAUGAAGCACAAAGACAUCCGGCCAUACAUCUGCAGCGAGUGUGGCAUGGAGUUUAUACAGUCCCAUCACCUCAAACAGCACACACUCACACAUAAGUACUACAUGGUGAAGCCAGGACAAAGAGCAGAUCUCCUCAAAAACCUUGAGCCCAGCAAACAGACAAAUGACACUUUAGAGAGAGAUGGGGUGAAGGAGCACAAGUGUCGUAUCUGUGGUCGGGAGUUCACCCUCUUGGCAAAUAUGAAGCGCCACGUCUUGAUCCAUACUAACAUCAGGUCUUACCAGUGUCACCUCUGCUUCAAGAGCUUUGUCCAGAAACAGACCCUCAAGGCCCACAUGAUCGUCCACUCUGACAUUAAACCCUACAAAUGCAAGCUGUGUGGGAAGGAGUUCAACAGAAUGCAUAACCUGAUGGGCCAUAUGCACCUGCACUCUGACAGCAGGCCCUUCAAGUGCCGCUACUGCCCCAGCAAGUUCACUCUGAAGGGGAAUCUCACCCGCCAUAUGAAGGUCAAACACGGGAUCAUGGACAUGGGCCUAAAUGCAAGAGUGUUCAGGCGGCGGGGGCGGUUCUGCUUGUCGGCCCCUCUGGGUCUUCGGACCCGCUCCAGCCAGGAAGAGCCUUUUGACCUCUCUCAGAAGCCCCGGCCGCCGCGGCCCAGCCUGCGCCUCUCCCAGUCGGACGGGGAGAGCGUCCCGGGGAGCUCCUGCCAGGAGGAGGAUGAGGAAGACAGCCUGUACAGGAGGAGCCAGUACAGCCCCGAGGUCUACCAACACCACACUGGGGGACAGGGGUACAGGUCUGAUACAGAUAGACAGGUGUAUGGACAGGACAUGGAAACAGGUGAACAGGUGUACCCGCCUAGGGCAGGUGAAGAGGUUAAUCAGCCUGUGUCAGAUCCAGGUGUUGCAGAGGAACAGGUGUACCAGCGUGUGACAGGUAGACAGGUGUAUGACUCCGACUCCGAGCCGGGGGGCCAGCUGUAUGAACAAGAGGCAGGUGGACACCACAUCGGUGACAAUGUGCGUUACCCUGGGUCAGGUAAUACAGGUAAACAUGUGUACCACUCAGAUUCAGAGUUAGAUGACCAGUUGUAUAAGCCUGACCCUGACCAGCUAGAGAUAGGUGACCAGGUUUUCCAUUCUGACGCAGGUGAAGAGAUGAUGGACACACCUGAGCCAUGUGAAAGAGACUACCACUCAGACCCAGGUGUUUAUUAUCAGAAACCAUAGGGCCUGAUAAGGAGAAAGAAUAGGACAUGGUGAGAGCUGGAAGCAGGGUAAAGGAAGAACAGAGGAAGAAGCAUAGACAUUCUCCCCACCCCUUCCAAAAGGGGUGGGGAGAUAAGAAUAAGCUGUGAAGCGUAUUGUAUUUCAGACUGAUAGGACUGACAAUACUUGUGCAUGUGAAAAUAUGUGUCUUUAAGAAAAUAUUAGGCUUACAUUUGCAUGAAAUUAUGAUGUAAAUAUAAUGAAAAUUGUUAAGAAAAUAUGAAAAUAUUUUGCCCUAAAUUGUUAUUUUUUAACUAGUACUUUUAUAAAGCCAAUCUGUAAUGAAUGAGCACGGGAUUUCAAUGGGAUAAUAAUCAUUUCUCUUUUGUAAUGGUAGUUUUAAAUGAUUUUCUACUGAAAGUUUUCAUCAGUCUGUAAAUUGUGUUGUUUUGUUGUGUGGUGUAAUGAGUCAACAACAGUUUAGGGAAGCCAUGAUUUUGUGAUUUCUUGUAAACACUUGAGUGACUGACUUUGAAAUAAAUGAGUGUCUGUAA
Salvelinus fontinalis (brook trout) is the source of this 3196-nucleotide messenger RNA. Its product is annotated as zinc finger protein 366-like. Gene Ontology annotation, molecular function: DNA-binding transcription factor activity; RNA polymerase II cis-regulatory region sequence-specific DNA binding. Bases 183 to 2663 code for a protein of 826 amino acids. NCBI's taxonomy places the organism in Eukaryota, Metazoa, Chordata, Actinopteri, Salmoniformes, Salmonidae. Gene Ontology annotation, biological process: regulation of transcription by RNA polymerase II. The transcript is spliced from 8 exons. The record is from RefSeq and is a predicted model, not a curated record.